AUGGCGCGCAUUGGAAGAGGCCUAUAUCCAGUAGUAGACUACGAUAAGCUGUUGAUGAACGUUGAAAAAUUUGAGGGGAUAUGGUACGAAGUACAAAGAAACAGUGACCUCCUACUCGAUGGAGACUGUGGAUCAAUACACAUACAAAGUGUUAAUGAAUCUUUUUAUUUCACCAAUGACGUAGUGAAUGACAAUUUCGCUGAUUCUAUAACUGGCACCGUCACACAAGAAAAUACAACUGCUAAAUUAACUUUGAGGUGGAACGACGAUGACAAUGCGAUUGAUUUUUGGAUUAUAACAACCAACUACAUAGGUCACGCCGUGGCUUACAGUUGUCAGAACAUUAAUAAUAACGUAACAUCAAAUCAAAGACUUGUAUCCGUGUGGGGUUUGACGCGAGGCAACGUAGCAACAGACGGGCAAAUUGUUCUGAUAAACAAUACUCUUGGAAGUGCGCUGAACCUAACAAUUCAAGAUCUAGAAGCCCCCGAUCAUAGCGAUGAUGCAUGUUAUGCUCUACCAGUAAUUGAAACAGGACGUCCUAUUAUUCUACCAGGAAAUUGUGAUCCUAAUAUUCCUGUUCAACAACAAUUUUCAGCAAGCGAGUUCCUUGGCACAUGGCACGAAAUUUCAAGCUACUAUUCCGAAAGUGCGACAGGUAAAUGCCCAAGAGCAGAAUAUUCCGACGGUGGGGAUCGAGUGCUCGUCUUGAACAGUCAGGUGAUCAACCAGACCUUAGACACCACCGCUGGAUAUGCUGUCGUUAAUAGCAGUGACAAUAGUGCUAGAUUACUUGUGACUUUGGAAAUAUCUGAUGUUCCACAAGAAUUGCUGAUCAUCUCCACAGACUACUCCAGCUUUGCGAUUUCGUAUAGUUGCAUCGAUCUACCAGAUAACCAAAAACGAGUGUACAGUUGGAUUCUCAGCCGAACACGUCAAUUGCCACCAUCUGCCCAAAUAGAAGUGAACCGAGUUAUCAACUCUAUACUUUAUUUGAACAACGCCUACUACGAACAAGCUGAUCAGACUGACGAUGGAUGCUUUUACUUCCCUGAACCUUCACCUGAUGAAGUCGUUGAGUUCCGUAACCAGUGCGAUGAGACUAUACCCGUUGUGUCAAAUUUUGAUAUUGCAGCGUACCUGGGUCUUUGGCACGACAUCGAGUCUUAUCCGUCUGGGUUCCAAGAGGGUCAAUGCCAUAACGCGUUGUACACCUUGCGUGGCGACGUUGUGGACGUGUUCAACACCCAAGUCAUCAAUCAGAAUUUAGAUACCAUACGUGGUACAGCAGUACCUAUCAGCGGUGAUGGUAGUGGCAAACUUCUUGUCACUUUCCCUAUUGCUGGAACUAACGCGUCGGCAGAAAUGGAAUACUGGGUGCUUUCAACGGAUUACACAUCAUAUUCAUUGGUUUAUUCGUGCACUUACAAUCCUGAGACUGAUACAAGACGAGUUUUCAGUUGGAAGUUGAGUAGGACUAAAGAACUGAGCAGUACAGCAAACCAGGAAAUAAAUAACGUAAUGAGCGGUAUUCCUGUCCUCGACCAGCAAUACUACAUUAACAGGGAUCAGAGUCCAGAAGGUUGCUUCUAUUAUCCCGAACCCGAAUCAGGUGUUACUGUUAUAUUCCCAGGACAAUGUAAUACCACAAUCCCUGUUGUUGAAGAUUUUAACUUGGCCAACUUCAACGGCACAUGGUACGAAAUCCAAUCUUACCCGAAAGAAUUUCUACCUGGUCAUUGUGUAAGACACGAAUCCACGCAAUCUGGAAAUACUUUGAUAUUGCAAUCCUUUGCUGUUGCGGAUCAAUUCCUGGAAGAAAUAAGCAGCGAAGUUACGUCUACCGAUAACAGUGGACGUUUAACUAUAACGGUCAAUAAAGAUGGGGAAUCUACAACUAUGCCUUUCUGGAUCCUAGCGACAGAUUACAACGACUACGCUUUGGCUUACAGUUGUGUGAACAUAAACAGCGAUUUUAGAAGAAUCCACAGCUGGAAACUUAGCAGAACACAAUCGUUAACUGCACCAGCUGCAGCAACGAUCGACAAUUUCAUCGCAAACGCCGGUAUCGAAGUUUUAAAUAACAACUAUUUCGAAAACAUCGACCAUAACGACAACGCCUGUUUCUAUCUACCAGAACUAGCUCCAGGAGAGCCGGUGAUUCUUGUUGGGCAGUGUGAUCUUAACAUCAACGUGGUGCAGAAUUUCCAACCUAGUAGGUAUGAAGGGCUCUGGCAUCUUAUUGAAACAUAUCCAUCAGGGUUUCAAUCAGGAGACUGCAAUGAUGCCACUUAUACAGUUCAGAGUGAUGGUACUGUCCUAGUGUUCAAUACGCAAGUUAUAGACCAAUCUUUGGACACCAUUACUGGAUCUGCAGUACUCGCAAGCAAUGAUAGUAGCGCAAAGUUGAAGGUUACGUUCCCGACUGCCGAUCAAGACUCUGACUACUGGGUUCUGGAUACCGACUACGACUCCUACUCUUUUGUCUACAGCUGCUUAAAUUUGCCUAAUAAUAGGAGACAAGUGUGGAGUUGGAAGUUGAGCCGUACCAGGUCGUUAUCUGCAAAUGCAACCAGCGCUAUAGACCAAAUCAUAGAUUCGAUCCAAGUUCUAAACAACCGUUUCUUCGAAACCGUUAACAACUCUGACGAUGCUUGUUUCUAUUAUCCUGAGGCAAAUGGACAACCUGUCGUCUUCCGUGGUAUUUGCGACCAGAAUAUUCCGGUGGUUACCGGCUUCGAUGCAGAAUGGUACAUGGGUGUGUGGUACGACAUUGAAAGCUACCCACAGUUCUUCCAAGACGGAACGUGCUCGACAGCUGCAUACGGCCUAAUUGACGAAGGAGUUAAUGUUUUUAAUACGCAAGUGAUCAACCAAACCUUAGAUUCGAUUAUAGGACUUGCUGUCCCUGUGCCUUCAGACAUUGGUGAAGCCAAGUUAACUGUUACGUUUCCUGUGGCUGGAACCAACCAAACUAUAAACUCGCCAUAUUGGGUAUUAGCUACGGAUUACAUAAACUAUGCGUUGGUAUAUUCAUGUCAAAAUAUACCCGUUACUACUGAUCAACCCAUGCGUAGCGUAACCAGCUGGAAACUUAGCCGGGAAAGAACUCUGUCUAAUGCCUCUGCAGAAGCGAUCAACAAUGUCAUCAACACUAUUCCAGUUUUAAGUCAAAACUAUUACGAAUUACGAGGACACACUGACGAAGACUGUUUUUACUUCCCCGAGCCCGUAGUUGGAAAACCUGUGGUGUUUCCCGGUCAAUGUAAUAACAACAAAACAGCCGUUCCCGAUUUCGACCUGAAUAGAUUCAGCGGUGUCUGGCACGAAAUCGAGUCCUAUCCAUCAGAUCAGCAACGAGGUCAAUGCAUCAACAACGAUUUCAAUGCAACUUCGCCUAGUUCCAUGAGUUUGGUCCGCAAUGAGGUCUAUAACCAACGCCUGGAUAUUGUCUUAGGAUCUGCUAACGUUAUUUCUACUGAUGGUAGUGCUAGACUCAACAUUAUAAUUAAUUCUGAAGAUUCGGUAAUAGAAAUUCCGUACUGGAUUCUUGACACUGACUACGAAAACUAUGCUUUAGCGUAUAGUUGUGUUAACAUUAACUCUACGUUUAGAGGAGUAUGGAGUUGGAAACUCAGCAGAGAAAAGCAAUUGUCAGCAAGUUCAAAUACGGCAAUAAAUGCUGCCAUAGCUAACAUAGACAUACUUGAUCAGAAGUACUACGAACCAGUCUUGCAGACUGAUGCCGCUUGUUUCUACUAUCCUGAAUUGAGACCCAAUGAACCAGUUACCUUUAUAGGACAAUGCGAUCAGAGUAUUGCUGUUGUUGAGAACUUUAACGCUGCCGAGUUUGCUGGUCGCUGGUUCGAUAUAGAGAGCUACUUUGACGACUUCCUAGGUGACUGCAAAGACAGCACGUUCACUCUAAGCGGAAAUGACACAUUUGACAUAAAAUUGACUCAGGUCGUUAAUGACAAAUUGGACGUCACCCUUAGUAGGGCUGUGAUGGCAAUCGACAACAGCGGCAAACUGACUGUUACUACGAACGGAGUUGAAUACGAAUACUGGAUUUUAGAAACAGACUAUACUAACUUUGCUCUACUUUACUCAUGUCAAGACAUGUCGGAGAAUAGACGCCGGAUAAGAAGUUGGAAAAUGAGCAGAACAAGACAACUGUCUGACAAUGCAACCAUAGCAAUCAACAGUAUCAUAAACUUGAUCGACGUAUUGGAUGCUCAAUAUUACAAUUCAAGAGAUCAUGGUGCACAAGCUUGCUUCUACUAUCCAGAACCAAAACCUAAAGAACCUGUAAUAUUUAGAGGACGUUGUGAUGAUAAUAUAAAUGUAGUUACGGAUUUUGACGUUGGUCGGUAUCUGGAUGUCUGGUACGAUAUAGAGAGCUAUCCAGCAGAAUUCCAAGAGGGUACCUGUGGUAAAGCUGAAUAUAAGCUUGGUCCAUCAGACACUGUUGAUGUGACCAACACUCAAGUAGUCGCGCAAAGAUUAGACAUUAUCAAAGGUACUGCAGUUGUAGUAUCUCCUGAUGGUUCUGCCAAAUUGAACGUUACUUUCCCUAUAAGAGGAACGGAUGACACGAUUACGUCGCCAUACUGGGUACUUGCCACCGACUAUGAAAACUUUGCUUUAGUAUACUCCUGCUAUGAAAUCGACGAAGAAUAUAAAAGAGUGAACAGUUGGAAGCUAAGUCGACAACAGGCAGGUUUAACAAAUGAAUCAAACACGAUAAUUAACGACGUUAUUAACUCAGUGCCAGUUUUGCGACAGGAGUAUUAUCAGCCUAUGUCUCAAACUCCUGACGAUUGUUUCUUUUAUCCUCCACUCACCGAUGGAAAGGUCUACUUGCAAGGACAGUGUCCUGAUAAAGAAGGUGUUGAGACUGUUCGCAACUUCAAUAGUGAAGCGUUCUCAGGCACGUGGCACGAAGUCUCCCGAUUCCCAUCGGAGCUCCGACAGGGCACGUGCGCUACCAAAAGCCUCGAUUCCACUGCCACCGUUUUCUCCUUUACUACAUCUAUGGUCGUCAACGAAGAAUUGGUAUCAAUAUCAGUACCAGCAACGCUAUCAAAUGAUGGACGCAGCAUCAUUAGUACUAGCUUACAAAGCGAAGAGGGCGAGUCCGUGUCUAUGGACUUGUACGUGCUAGCAACUGACUACACCGAAUUCGCUUUACUGUAUAGCUGCCGAUAUGUUGAUAAUGAAACCAAACAAAUCAAUAGUUGGCAGCUCAGCCGGUCUCGAGAAGGUCUAAGCGAAGGAAAUACCGCCGCAAUUGACGCCAUCGUGUCGAACAAUGACGAUCUCUUCGAAGAUUAUUACGAAGUUAUGAACCAGACCAGUGAUGGCUGCUUCUAUUAUCCUGAUUUUAAUGAGCUUCCUGAGGAGAUUCGCCUUCCAGGGCCAUGUGAUAAUAGAAUAACCGCUAUGCCUGAUUUCAAUGCUGCAGCUUACGUAGGAAGAUGGUUCGAAAUAGAACGUUACCCGGUACCCGAACAGACUGGAUCUUGCAAUCGAGUGGAAUACAGCGACGAAGAGGGAAUAAGAAGUGUGCACCACAAUGAGGUGGUCAAUCGGACUCUACAGACCCAGUUUGGUACAGCUAUCCUUGCUAACGAUGGCAGUGGAUUGUUUACUGUUGAUUACGUUGUUAGUGGAGGAACCCGACAAGUGAACUACUAUGUGUUGCAGACAGACUAUGAGAACUAUUCUCUAGUCUAUAGCUGUCGUGACGUUAACAAUGGUGACCGUCAAGAGCGUAUAGUGUCAAGUUGGAAACUCAGCAGAACCCGAGAACUCAGUAAUGCAUCGAAUACAGCAAUGGAUGACGUCAUAGCAAAUACACAAGGCCUUAUACAGAGAUACUACAUAAAGACCAGUCAAACGGAUGAAGACUGCUUCUAUGUACCUGAGCUCGAUGAAACACAACCUAUGAUCUUCAGAGGACAGUGUGAUGAAAAUGUCGCCGGUGUGCAAGGAUUUGUUAUGGAGCAGUUCGUGGGCUGGUGGCAUGAAAUCGAAAGCUACCCAACUGAGGAAGAUGGGACGUGCCGCAACUCUCGUUACACUGGAUCCGGGUCCCAGUUCCAAGUUGUCGACACCGUUGUGAAAGGUCUGGACGCUGAGCUCAACACUUAUGCUGUUACUGCUACGACGAAUGGACAACUGAUACGAACAUCUAAUGAUGUUGACGAAACCUGGAUCGUUCUCGCAACUGACUAUGAGAACUAUGCUCUUCUGUAUUAUUGUGAAAAUAUAGAUUCAGAACACAGACGUGUGUGGAGUGCAAAACAUAGCAGAACUCAGCAACUAACUGAAGAAGCACAAAACUCGUUGGCGCCAAUUAUCGCAGCGAACCCAGUCCUGUACCCACAAUUUUACCUGAAGGCCGAUCAGAGCGAGGAAGCUUGCUUCUACUACCCCCCUGCAGACGGGCGAUCUGUUACUCUUAGAGGACAGUGCGAUAAUAAUAUCCCUGUUGUGACAGAUUUUCAAGUUGACGAUUAUAGCGGAACUUGGUAUCAAACGGAAAGAUACCCCCAACAAUGGGAGACAGGUAAUUGCACAGGUGCGCGGUACACAGUGAACAACGCAGAGGACAGGAUAGACGUAGUCAACUGGCAAGUUGUCGAUGGUGAACUGGAUGUGAUUAGAGGGCACGCAACUGCGAUACCAUCGGAGAACAACGAGGCAAAACUUAUUGUAGAACUACCUUCAAGGAUACCUGAUGAUAACGGCACGGUCUCUUCGUCUCUCUACGUAUUAGCAACAGACUAUGCCUCGUAUUCACUUGCAUUUACCUGCCACAACGUGAACGACUUCGAACAACGCAUUUAUGUGUGGAAACUGAGUCGAACAAGAACCAUGCCAGCUGCCGGCACUACAGCAAUAAACCAAUACAUGGCUACCCGACGAGAAUUGGACCAACGAUACUUCGAAGAUGUCUUCCAGGACGAAGAUUGUCCCGACUCUAGCUUCCUAGUAAAGAGCAGCUUUAUUGUUAUAUUAGUUUGUGGUAUCUUACAGCUACUUUUGUAAAUAUUAGGUUCGAUUUACUCUAGUAUUAUGUAAUGAACAUAAUUUAUUUUUAAGUGCAUUGUAAAUAAAUUGGC
Molecule: messenger RNA, 7127 nt
Organism: Hyposmocoma kahamanoa
Lineage: Eukaryota; Metazoa; Arthropoda; Insecta; Lepidoptera; Cosmopterigidae
Gene: Chbp
Exons: 40
Coding region: 1-7053 (2350 amino acids)
Molecular function (GO): pigment binding
Source: RefSeq, a predicted model, not a curated record